CAUGUGUGUGCUUGUGUGGAAGAUUACCUACAGGUGUCCCCUUGGAAUUAUUCGGUGUCUGGAGGGUUUCUGUUGUCUUGGAUGCAGUUUUACUUCAGUCAGACAGAGAGGCAGAGAGGACAGGACCGACGCCCGGCAGAGAGAAACACAAUAUCCUCGCUUCAACCUCAGGCGUACCAGUGGACACAUGGCGGGCCUGGCAGCUCUCUGCCUGCUGCUGGUGUUUCCACUGAGCAGCUCCCAGAGCACCCUGCAGUCUGAGCAAAAGAUCAAUGCCCAUCAGGCCCCAGCUGCGCCUCCCUCUCCUCCACACAUACGGGACCUGCUCAGAAAAGAGGAAACCACUCAUUUAAAUGCAAAACGGACGUAUGCCCAUGUAGACAAAGAUAACGCCAAAGUGGGUCUGUUCAUCGCUGCGGCCAUGGGAACCUUCGCCCUGAUGGCUGCAGUGUACUGCAUCUACAACAAGUUCUACACCAAACACCAGUACCUGCACACCCAGCUUCACGAUGACUCCGAUUUAACCACAGAUAACAUGGAUCCUCCCCCUGUGUUUUACCACGCAUCUGCUGGCCCCAGUGCAGUAGACGUGCGGAGGGCCGGUUACGGCUCAGUCUCAGCCACUCCAUCCAUCAUCUCUGUGCCACCCAGCCUGUCCCCUCCUCCCUCUGCCAUGCCCUUCCCUCCCCUCUUCCUCUCCUCUCAGUCUCUGAGAACUAUAUCAGCCCGGGACCUGGAGAAAAGCUGCAUCUGAUGUUGAAUGCUUAGUCCGCAGUAUGAAAGCAGAAGUAGUUCUUAAUUGCGCAUUUGUUUUUCAAUACCGCAACACACAUCCGACUUAGUUGUAAUUUUGCAGGCAACUGGCUUUGCACAAGCAUUCGGUUUUUUAACAAUAGGAAACUGCAGAAGAAGAGACUAUUUACAGCAACAGUUGGUGGUGAAAUAUACCGAAGAAUUGUGCUGUGAUGAAGUAACUCAUCCACUUGCUGCAACUGCCAAAUCUGCCCCAAAUAUGUAUCUAUGUAUCAGUAUCUUUCCUGCACCUUAUCUCACACCAGCCAUCCUCUCAGUAGUUGUCCAGUGUGGUACCGGAAAAAAUAAACUGUC
Messenger RNA from Epinephelus moara (kelp grouper), 1107 nucleotides. RefSeq lists its product as uncharacterized. The transcript is spliced from 4 exons. The record is from RefSeq and is a predicted model, not a curated record. The coding region runs from base 2 to 754 and encodes 250 amino acids. Lineage: Eukaryota; Metazoa; Chordata; Actinopteri; Perciformes; Serranidae.